AUUUCCCUUGAAGCGGCGCGAAUGCGUCCCUCCACUCUAGUACUGUGUCACCAUGGCAGAAGAGCAUCACCUGCCUCGAAUAACGCAGCCUUCGCCACGUGGGUCGUCCGUCAUCUACUCGGGACGUCAGGUGCCGCUAGUGGACUUGGCUUUUCAAGGCGGAGACUUCAACGAGGGCCAUCGUAGUAUGCCGUCGUCCAGAUCGUCGCGAUCUCGACAUGAAGACGAGUACGUGGCUCCAAGUACCAGUCGAGUAUCCAAUGGAGACAAUAUUCAAGCUGCAUUGCCUCGUACAGCUGCCUCUUGGCACGCAGGCAACGGCAGUGCAGUCGCUUAUGAGUCUUUGCCCCUGACGGAUGAGUCAGCAAUGAUGGAAGCGUCAGAUCCUGCGCUUUUCCAAGCUGCAGUAGAGGAACAUUCACGAAGACUGGGGAUUGAUCCUAAACAUGACGCUGAGUUUCUCUGGAUUGCAAGACAGUCGCUAGUUGCUCCAUUACCUGAUGGCUGGUACCAUGUUACAGCAACGGAAACAGGGCAGCCGUACUACUACAACGAAAUCUCGGGCGAGAGUCGAUGGGAUCACCCAAGCGACGAUCAUUUCCGGCAACUUUUCAGAGAUUUAAAGCAGAAACAAUUGCUACAAGGCAAAACUCACGCCUUCCGAGACCCUCAUCCAGCGGGAUAUUAUGAUACAGGUGGAUAUCAAUCUGGAACGGCGUGGCAGGAGAACGAGCAGGAUCAUCACUAUGCGGCGCAAGCGCAACAAGGCUGGGAUCGACGGCAAACGCAAGGUUAUUAUCAAGGAUAUGAGGCGUCAUAUAAAGUUCCUCAAACGCAAGUGUACUCGUCACGAGAAGAAGUGAGUUACUCUGCUGCAGACACAGUGAGCACGUCUGUGUCGUCAAAUGUACAGCAAAAUGGUACUUCUCAAGGAAACAGCCAACUUGUUAACAAGUUGCAGGAGAUGGAGGAGCAAAAAGCUAAAGAUGACAAGGCUAUCACGAGCAUGAAGACGGAAAUUAAUGAGUUUAAACGACAACUUGCUGGUCAUGAUGGAGCGUUGGAAGCUGAGAGGAGUAGAGUUAAUGAGCUCGCUGGAGAAUUGACCAAUCUCAAGCAGCAGAUGGAGGAGAGUAUGAAAGAACGUGAGCAAGUUAUACUGGCGAACCAGACGCUUAAGAGUGAGUUAUCGUUGGCACGAACCGGGAUGGAAGGGAAUACUAAAGCCCACGAAGAGCUGUUGGAAGCUCAGCAAGCACUCACGCAAGAGCUAGCACUUGCUGAGGCAAAACUGAAGGAGUUACAGGUACAGCAGCUUGGAGAGACUGAGGGUGUCGAGAGUCUACACAGUCAGCUUUUAAGUGAGCAGAACGCAAAGGCCCAACUUGAGCACCAGCUCGAACAAGCUACAAAACAUCAAGCCGGAAUGACCAGGAAGUUCGAGGCUGCACAAGCUACUAUUCGACAAUUACAGGAAGAUCUAUCAAGGAAGCGCGAGAGCGAGCAGAAAGAGAACGAGAAAAUCAUAGCGGCUGCGACGGCUACGGCAACGAUCAAGGUUAUCAGUGACCAACUUGCCGACAAGGAGAAAGAGCUGGAAGCUGAGCGAGCGCGAGUUGCCUCUUUAGAGCAAGAAAUUGUUCAGCUUAAAACGAGUCAAAUUUCGGCACAAGAGACACUUGAACAGGAUCUCCAAAAUCAGCUUAAUGUUUCGGCAGCUGAAGCAGAAGCACGUCGGAAGGAACUUGAGACUGUGAAGGUCAGUUUGGCAUCCAUAACGGCGGAAAAGGCAGUGUUGGGCAAGCAGCUUGAAGAGUCCAAGAUCACUAGCACCGCGCAAAUUAGCGAUCUGGAAGACCAGCAGCGUACAUUAAAACGUGAAUUCCGGGCCAUGGAGCGAGAACUCAAGACGCAGCAGAGUACGAUAAAGGUGCGUGACGACGAACUGGUAUCGCUAAAGCAAGCGCUGGAGAUCGCCGAGUCAAAGCUUUCAUCAGUAGCGCAGACUAUCCAGAAAGAACGCAUGGAAGCCUACAACGAAGCUCAACAAGCCAGCGCUGAGAUUGUACGUCAAGCUAACGAGGAGAAGGCACGUGUAGCUGAGUUGUACACACAAGAGAUGAUGGCUCGACGGAAGCUUCAUAACAGACUAAUGGAGUUGCAAGGCAAUAUCCGCGUUUUCUGUCGAGUACGUCCUGUUCAACCGGUGGAGAUGAAGAGCGAGCAAUCCGCUUUAGCCGUCUUCUUUCGCGAUAACGAUCAUGAAAGCCUCGAUCUCUUCGUCGGCAGUGAAGCUGGGGACAAGGCCAGCCAGGUCGGCCAAAAGCACGCGUUCGAGUUCGAUCAUGUGUUUCAACCAGAGAGCACCCAAGAACAAGUCUUCGAACAGACUCGCGCUCUGGUAGUGAGUGCAUUAGAUGGCUUUAAUGUUUGCAUUUUUGCGUAUGGUCAGACCGGAUCAGGUAAAACCCACACGAUGGAGGGACCAGAACAUGACCGCGGCGUCAAUUUCCGAGCACUCCGUGAGCUUUUCUCCAUCCGAGACGAUCGAAUGGCUGCCGGGAACUUCGAGUGCUCUAUGAAGUUAAGUAUUCUGGAGGUAUAUAACGAGACUAUCGUGGAUCUGCUCGAAGGAGGUGGUCGUACACCCGGUGCAGCAACGCCAGGCGUCGUAAAGGGUCUGGAUGUACGCGUUGGGAAGCACGGUGUGUAUGUUGAAAACCUGAUUGAAGUGGAGGUGUUUAAUGAGGGCGACGUGCUCGACCUUAUGCGGUUGGGUCACUCGCAUCGCAGUGUCGGCUCGCACGACUUCAAUGAGCACUCGAGUCGCUCUCAUCUCGUGUUGUCUAUUACAAUCGAGACUGGUACGAAGUCUGAUGCUCGACGACGAAUCUCAAAGCUUCACUUAAUCGACUUGGCCGGAUCUGAGCGUGUAAGUAAGACGGCAGCCAGUGGACAGCGACUGAAAGAAGCGCAGAAUAUCAAUCGUUCACUAUCCGCCUUGGGAGACGUGAUUGCUGCCCUUGGUGCCAACAGUAAACACGUGCCGUAUCGAAACUCCAAGCUCACGUUCUUGCUGCAAGACUCGCUGAGUGGCAACUCGAAGGUGCUCAUGUUUGUGAACGUGAGCCCAGUGCAAUGGAAUGCAUGGGAGACGCUGUGCUCCCUCAACUUUGCGUCACGUUGCCGCAGUGUUGCUUUAGGCCAAGCAAAGGCAUCGACAGCAAGUAGUGGACCUGGCCACGGCAAUGGAAUGCAAGCCACAAUGAGUAUGAGCGCUAUGAUGCCUGGACGGUCAAUAGCUCCAGGCACGAGACCAGUACCAAGUCGAUGAUAAGGCAACAAAUAAUAGUAAAACACACUGACGAAGGAUAGAACACAAUUAUAUUUUGCUAAUUACUAGGGAGGACAACUAAUCUUUUACUUGUUGGUGAGUUCCACA
Phytophthora nicotianae INRA-310 is the source of this 3442-nucleotide messenger RNA. RefSeq lists its product as hypothetical. The transcript has 2 exons. Gene Ontology annotation, biological process: microtubule-based movement. The record is from RefSeq and is a predicted model, not a curated record. Bases 53 to 3334 code for a protein of 1093 amino acids. Lineage: Eukaryota; Oomycota; Peronosporomycetes; Peronosporales; Peronosporaceae. Gene Ontology annotation, molecular function: microtubule motor activity; microtubule binding; ATP binding.